Molecule: messenger RNA, 1834 nt
Organism: Helianthus annuus (common sunflower)
Lineage: Eukaryota; Viridiplantae; Streptophyta; Magnoliopsida; Asterales; Asteraceae
Product: aspartyl protease family protein At5g10770
Exons: 2
Coding region: 169-1596 (475 amino acids)
Biological process (GO): proteolysis
Molecular function (GO): aspartic-type endopeptidase activity
Source: RefSeq, a predicted model, not a curated record
AAUAAUGUUGGUAUGUGACAGAAAUGUUUUAAGAUAUAUAUUUUUUUAAAUAGCAUUAGAUUAUGUAAAUUAAAUGAGGUUGGAAGUUUCAAAUAUGAGGUCAUCUAAUGGCUAUAAAUAAUGAUGAUUGAGGGAGUGUGAGAAUCAUUAUUGAGAAAGGAGAUCGAGAUGGCAUCAUCCAACUCUCUCAUCUUGCUCCUUUCUUCUUGUUCUCUCUUCUUUGUUUUGGCUGUUGCAAGAAAAGAAUUUGCUUUGGAGGCCAGCGAACAAGAAGCACACCAUUUUCAUACCCUUCAACUAAGUUCUUUUUUACCGUCCUCUGUUUGUAACCCCUCCGCUAUAGGUGGCAAGAAAAGUGGAUCACUUGAAGUAGUUCACAAACAUGGACCAUGUUCAAAGUUCACUAAAGACACGGUUAAACCUUUGACCGUCGAAGAAAUCUUCACCCAUGAUCAGUCAAGAGUUGACUCAAUCAGGGCUAAGUUAGCCACCAACCCAUUAAACAAAGACACACUCGGCUCCAAGACCACUCUCCCCGCAAAGUCCGGUAGCACCAUUGGAUCCGGUAACUACAUUGUGACCGUUGGAUUAGGCACCCCUAAAAAAGACCUUUCACUCAUUUUUGACACCGGGAGUGACUUAACAUGGACUCAAUGUCAACCAUGUGCACGGUCAUGUUAUAGUCAACAAGAACCCAUAUUUGCACCCUCCAUGUCAACCACAUACACCAACAUUUCAUGCUCAUCAAACUACUGCUCUGACCUCAUGUCCGCCACCGGUAACACACCCGGUUGCAGCUCGUCUACAUGCGUAUACGGUAUCCAAUACGGCGAUCAAUCGUUCUCGGUCGGAUUCUUUGGAAAAGAGAAACUUACACUAACUUCAAAAGAUGUAGUUGAUGGUUUCUUUUUUGGGUGUGGUCAAAACAACCAAGGACUCUUUGGUGGGGCUGCCGGGUUGAUAGGGUUAGGUCGCGAUAAACUAUCGAUUGUGUCGCAAACCGCAAACAAAUAUGGGAAGGUUUUCGCGUAUUGUCUCCCGUCGAGGACAAGCUCGACGGGAUACUUAACAUUUGGAAGUGGAGGAGUUGGUAGUAAUGUUAAGUAUACUCCACUCUCGACCUCGCAAAACUCGUUCUACGGUCUUGAUCUAUUAGGCAUGUCCGUUGGUGGAACCAAACUACCAAUAAGUUCAACUGUGUUUCAAACAUCUGGUAUGAUCAUUGAUUCGGGGACGGUCAUUACACGACUCCCUCCUACUGCGUACUCGGCUCUAAGCAAGACGUUUAGAGCGCAAAUGACCAAGUACCCGUUAACGAAAGCGUUGUCUAUACUUGAUACAUGCUAUGAUCUAAGUAAUUUUACCACAAUUACAAUACCAAAAAUAACAAUGUUUUGGGGUGGGAAUACAAAUGUGGAUAUUGCACCACAAGGGACACUUUAUGCAAAUGGUGUUCAACAAGUGUGCUUAGCUUUUGCUCCAAAUGGGGAUGAUUCUGACAUUGGUAUAUUUGGGAAUGUUCAACAGAAGUCAAUAGCAGUUGUUUAUGAUGUGACUGGAGGAAAAGUAGGGUUUGCUCCAGGAGGGUGUGCUUGAAUUAACACAAGUAAAGAAAUGGGUUAAAGACUCAAUAUAGUACAAAAAAAAAUUGUUGGAAUAAGGUGUAGAUGUGGGUGGUCUUGAUUACCUAUGUUUGAUAUUGGGAUUUAUGAAACUAAAUGUAAAUUGAUUGCUUUUGAAUCAAGGUAUAUUUGAAAGUUGUAAAACUUGUUCAUAUUGAAAGAAUGUAAACCCUGAAAAUGUAUUGUUAUAGUAACUUGUUGAUUUGUAACUA